AUGGAUAAAAAGAAAGAUGAAAGGUCACCUAGGCCUUCUACAUCGAUCCCACAGGCACAGCAUCCAUCAAUGCCACAUUUUGGACCAACGAUGCUCUAUCCUCCGUCGAGUAAUGCGGAGGAGUUGGGCCAAGUUCAAAAUAUUAUGCUGCCCCCAUCAAUGCCACAUUUUGGACCAACAAUGCUCAACCCGUCGUCGAGUAAUGCAGAGGAGUCGGGCCGAGUUCAAAAUAUUAUGCUGCCCCCAUCAAUACCACAUUUUGGACCAACGAUGCUCUAUCCUCCAUCGAGUAAUUCAGAGGAGUCGGCACGAGUUCAAAAUAUUAUUCUGCCCCAAUCAAUACCACCGCUUGGACCAACGAUGCUUAACCCUUCGUCGAGUAAUGCGGAGGAGUCGGGCCGAGUUCAAAAUAUUAUGCUGCCUCCAUCAAUGCCACCUUUUGGACCAACGAUGCUCAACCCUUCGUUGAGUAAUGCGGAGGAGUCGAGCCGAGUUCAAAAUAUGAGUAAUGAAAAUUCAUCGGACGUAUGUAAAGAGGGAGAGGCCGAGGGGACUAAUGAAGUAUCGAAUGAUGGAGUUGAGGAGCCAAAACCUGGUAUGGAGUUUGCCACUGAUAAAGAGCUUAUGGCCUAUUACAAGCGAUAUGCCAAGCAACAAGGUUUUGGUAUUAUAACACAAAGGACGAAGAGAGAAGCAGAUGGGAGUGCCAAGUAUCUGACAAUAGGGUGUGCGCGGGGUGGCAAGUAUCAUCCUAGCCACAACAAUAUCUCGAGGCCAAGACCAACAACUAAAACUGAUUGUAAGGCGAGGAUAAAUGCUCAUUUGGUGAAGGGUGUAUGGGUGAUGACCACUGUUGAGAUUGCCCAUAAUCAUAGUACCGUCAGCCCCCAGAAGUCUAGGUUUUUUAGAUCGCACAAAUGUUUGGAUGAAUACAGUCAAAGGAUGCUAGAUUUGAAUGACAGAGCAGGUAUUCGAAUGAAUAAGAAUUUCGGAGCACUUGUUGUUGAUGCGGGGGGGUUUGAAAAUCUUGAUUUCCAAGAAAAAGACUGUCGAAAUUUCAUUGACAAAGCCAGACAGUUAAGGUUGGGUAAAGGAGGUGGUGAGGCACUUACUGACUACUUUAAGAGGAUGAGGUUGAUCAAUGAUGGCUUUGUUUCUGUUGUGGAUGUGGAUGAAGACUUGAGAAUCAGAAAUGUGUUCUGGGCUGACGCACGAAGUCGAGCAGCUUAUGAGUAUUUCGGAGAUGUCAUCACAUUCGAUACGACAUACCUAACAAAUAGAUAUAGUAUGCCUUUUGCUCCCUUUGUUGGGGUCAACCAUCAUGGGCAGUCUAUACUGUUAGGGGUUGGCUUGAUUUCAAGCGAGGACACAGCUACUUUUGUGUGGUUGUUUCGCGCAUGGUUGCAGUGCAUGGAUGAUCGAGCUCCAAAAGCGAUAAUAACAGACCAAGACCGAGCAAUGAAGUCCGCUAUUGCAUUGGUAUUCCCAAACACUCGCCAUAGAUAUUGUCUAUGGCACAUACUGCGAAAACUUCUCGAGAAAUUGGGAUCUCACUCCCAAUUCAAUAAUGGGUUGAAGACUUCCAUUCUUAGUUCCAUAUAUGAUUCACAGUCAUGUGCAGAAUUUGAGGAGAAGUGGGGGCAACUAAUUCAGAAGUAUGACCUUGGUGAUAAUGCAUGGUUGCAAGGGUUGUAUACGGAGAGGUCGUUCUGGGUACCAGCUUACUUAAGGGGGGUAUUUUGGGCUGGCAUGAGCACUACACAACGGUCUGAAAGUAUGAAUGCUUUCUUCGAUGGAUUUGUGCAUUCUGGUACAACACUAAAAGAAUUCGUAGAUCAAUUUGAUAAUGCUUUGAGGAAAAAGGUAGAGAUCGAGACUACGGCUGAUUUCAUGUCCUGCAACCAAACUAUCCCAUGUGUAUCUCCAUUCCAGAUUGAGAAGCAGUUUCAAGCGCUGUAUACAAAUGCUAAGUAUAAAGAGGUCCAGAAAGAGUUGUUGGGGAUGAUGUGUAGUAAUUGUCUAUUUCUCAACAAGGAAGGUUGCAUUUCCACAUUCGAUGUUUUGGAUGAAAUUACUAUUGAGGAUGACCAUGUCAAAACCGUCAAGUACACCGUUUAUUAUAACGAGGAGGAGUGUGAACUGAAAUGCACGUGUGCAUUAUUUGAGAUGAAGGGGAUCCUUUGUAGACAUGUACUGAAAGUUUGUCAGAUGAAGAAGAUUCACAGUGUACCAGAGAAGUACGUCUUAGAUCGAUGGCGGAAGGACUUGAAAAGGAGAUACACACUGGUCAAAAGUAGCUACGAUGACAUGUGGCAAAAUGCAGACGCACGAAGGUAUGAGCUUGUUGUGAAACGAUGUCUAAAAUUGGCAACCCGUGUAUCCCAGCGUGAUGACCAUGUGAAUGCAUUCAUGUGCCAUUUGGAUGAUUUUGAGAAUAACUUUAAGGGAUUACCACUUGAAUCUGGUUCAACUAAGGUCAGAGAAAACGUGGCAGUGGACAAUGAUAAGAAAAUAUUAAGCUCGCACGUUGUUCGAGGGAAAGGAAGGCCUCCAUCGAAAAGGAAGGUUCCACCUGUGGAGAAGGCUGCGACCAAGCGAAGAAAGAAACAGAUUUGCAGGAAAAUAUUUGAUGAUGAAUCACAACAUGGUGAGGUAUCGGAAGCUCAAGCUAGUGCUAAAGUGGAUCAACUUGGUUCUAAUGUUGAUGAUAUUCUUGUUGAAAUACAAUGUAGUACAGUUACACAACCAACACCAUUGGGCACCGAUGAGGUUGCGGUUGUGCCUUAA
Molecule: messenger RNA, 2787 nt
Organism: Juglans regia (Persian walnut)
Lineage: Eukaryota; Viridiplantae; Streptophyta; Magnoliopsida; Fagales; Juglandaceae
Product: protein FAR1-RELATED SEQUENCE 5-like
Exons: 8
Coding region: 1-2787 (928 amino acids)
Molecular function (GO): zinc ion binding
Source: RefSeq, a predicted model, not a curated record